This is a messenger RNA of Colletotrichum spaethianum, 1338 nucleotides long. Its product is annotated as peptidase M20 domain-containing protein 2. Bases 1 to 1338 code for a protein of 445 amino acids. The transcript is spliced from 3 exons. The record is from RefSeq and is a predicted model, not a curated record. NCBI's taxonomy places the organism in Eukaryota, Fungi, Ascomycota, Sordariomycetes, Glomerellales, Glomerellaceae. Gene Ontology annotation, molecular function: dipeptidase activity.
AUGGGGAUCCAGGGUUCUUCUAGAAGACUCUUCGUCGCUUUUGGCGCAGCCUCCGUUGUGGCAUCUUCCUUACCACCCCGUCAGAGCUACGAUACCAGCCCAUACUUUGAAGCUGUAUCAGAUUACAUCGAGUCCAUCGUCGAUGAUCUGUGGCCCAUUAAUAAGGAAAUUCAUGAAAACCCUGAGCUUGGAUAUGAAGAGUUUAAAGCACAUGAUCUAUUGACGUCCUUUAUGGAGUCUCAAGAUGGGUGGAACGUGACGAGAUCCAUUUACAACAUAAGCACUGCGUUCGUUGCUGUGUUCGAGGGCAGCGGCGAUGGACCAAUUGUGUCCUUCAACGCAGAGUACGAUGCUCUGCCCGGACUUGGGCAUGCCUGUGGGCACAACCUCAUUGCCACGGCUUCCAUCGGCGGAGCCCUCGCCACCGCUGAGAUCAUGCGUACCGAGAGCCUCCCCGGGAAGGUGAUCUUGUUCGGUACUCCUGCCGAAGAGAGCCUUGGUGGCAAGGUCAAACUACUCGAAGCAGGUGCCUUCCGCGAGCACAACAUUGAUAUUUCCCUUAUCACCCACCCCACAGCCGGCGGCGAUUCGCCCUACAUGAUCACUACUUCAACCGACCGCUUCGAAGUCGAAUACUACGGCAAGGAAGCACACGCAGCCGCCCAGCCAUGGGAGGGCGUCAACGCUCAAGACGCGCUGGUCCUCGCUAACAACGCCAUUGCUCUCCUCCGCCAGCAGACGCGGUCCACGGACAAGAUCCACGGCAUCAUCACCUCGGCCGGCACGCGUAUAAACAUUAUCCCCGGGCUGGCUCAAGCAUCUUUCCAGAUUCGCUCCGUUGAUGAUGAGGCCCUUGAGGAGUGGACGGAACGCGUCAUGAAGUGCUUCAAUGCCGGCGCACUAGCUACCGGCGCUGAACUUAAUGUUACGAUGAGACCAUAUGGUUAUUCCAACAUGGUCUCCAACGACGUGCUCGCUGGCUCCUAUGCGAAAUACUUCACAGAGCUAGGCGGCGAGCUCCCGAAUGCCGAUCUCGAUAAGCUUCGUGACCCCAGCGGUAGCACUGACCAAGGCAAUAUCAGCCACGACUUUCCGACUAUUAGCCCAUACUUUGGUAUUGCCAACGAGAACGGCAGCGUCCCAUCUGGGGGAACUCACACUGCUGCUUUUGAAGUCGCUGCAGGUAGUCGGCCAGCAUUUUACAAGGCCAUCAUGGUUGCCAAGAGUAUUGCUGGUGUUGCGGUCGACGUGUUGACGGUUGACGGCAUGCUUGACAAGAUCAAAGAAGAAUUUGAGUCAACACAAAGCAAGCGCAGAAGGAUUCGAUCAGCUUAUUAG